ACUAAGCUAGGCGGGGUAGAUGAAAAGGGCGGAGCCUCCAGGCCUGUCUCUUGGCAACCGGUUCUGGCAGCCCAACCGCCAAGCUAGCGUGGAGAGCGUGGUUGCUUCUGGGAGUUGUAGUGUAGCUGGAAGGCUCUUAGAGUUCUCGAGCUGGCAGGCUCUGAACCUGCGGACUACAACUCCGGACGUCCACCAGGAGGGCCAGUGUGUGGGAAGAACCCCCCCCCCAGCUCUGUCCGGGGUUCCAGGCUCCCCAGUGACAGCGGCGGCAGGAAGCAGGCGGAAGCUCCCCCGGCCUUGGGGCCUGUUGUUGUUGGAGGGGAAGACGCUGGACGUUUCCUCACGUAACUCCCAUCUCUGGGCCCAGCGUCUGUGCAUGGCGAAUUCCCCAGGGAACUCUACCCUGGAGGAGAUUCUGGGGCAAUAUCAACGGAGUCUCCGGGAACGUGCCAAUAGAAGCAUUCACCAACUCAAAGGAGCCCUAAGAGAAGGUGAUGUCACCAUUGGAGAAGAUACACUGGAUCCUUCUUGUAGCACCGGUGUGGGAAAUGAGAUGGCCUGGCAAGAACUACAACACAGCCAUGCUGUUAAUCAGCUCAAAGCUUUGUUGCGUCAGCAAGCAACUAAGGAAAGUGAGGUAUCUCCAUCAAGAAGACCGAAAAUGUCCCCUUUGGAGUCAUCAGAAUAUGAGGAAAACAAUAUGCCUACUGUGCAUAACCUUGUUCCUAUUAUUAAUGACCAAUCUCAAUAUAUUCAUCAUUUAGAGGCAGAAGUCAAGUUCUGUAAGGAAGAACUCUCUGGAAUGAAAAAUAGAGUACAAGUAGUUGUGCUUGAAAACGAAAGGCUCCAGCAACAGCUGAAAUCUCAAAUACAAGAGGAGACAAUGAGGGAACAAACACUUCUGUAUGCAUCUGGAAACAUGCAGAAUUCUUGGAUUUCAACAGCUGAAGAUUCUGAAGUGGAUGAAGCUGCCAAGAAACCAUUUUCCCACAGCAAUGCAGAUAUUGGCAAAGAUGCAUCUGCUGGUGAAGCUGAAAAAUGGAAGCUAGAACUGGAAAGGUUAAAACUUACCUAUGAGGAAAAGAGUGAAAUCCUGGAAUCUCAAUUGAAGUUUUUGAGGAAAGAUUUAGCUGAAUAUCAGAAAACUUGUGAAGAUCUUAAAGAGCAACUAAAGCAUAAAGAAUCUCUUCUUGCUGCUAAUAUUUCUAACCGUGUUGGUGGUCUUUGUUUGAAAUGUGCUCAGCAUGAAGCUGUUCUUUCCCAAACCCACAGUAAUGUUCACAUGCAGACCAUUGAAAGACUGACUAAAGAAAGAGAUGACUUGAUGUCUGUACUAGUUUCUGUAAGAAGCAGCUUGGCAGAUGUGCAGCAAAGAGAAGCAAGUGCUUACGAACAGGUGAAGCAAGCUGUGCAAAUGACUGAGGAAGCCAAUUUUGAAAAAACCAAGGCUUUAAUCCAGUGUGAGCAGUUGAAGAGUGAGCUGGAGAGGCAGAGAGAGCGACUUGAAAAAGAACUUGCAUCUCAGCAAGAGAAAAGGGCCUUUGCAAAAGAGAUGAUGAGAAAAGAAAUAACAAAAGAAAGGGAAGACAUGGGAUCAAAGAUGUUGAUCCUGUCUGAGAAUAUUGCCCAACUGGAGGCCCAGGUGGAAAAAGUUACAAGGGAGAAGAUCUCAGCUGUUAAUCAGCUAGAGGAAAUUCAAAAACAGCUUGCUUCUCAGGAAAUGGAUGUCUCAAAGGUGUGUGGAGAAAUGCGCUACCAGCUGAAUAAAACCCAAAUGGAGAAGGAUGAGGCAGAAAAGGAGCACAGAGAGUACAGAGCAAAAACUAACAGGGAUCUUGAAAUUAAAGAUCAGGAAAUAGAGAAAUUGAGAAUGGAACUGAGUGAAAGCAAGCAGCACUUGGAACAGGAGCAGCAGAAGGCAGCCCGGGCCAGAGAGGAGUGCCUGAAACUAACGGAACUGCUGGGCGAAUCUGAGCACCAACUGCACCUCACCAGACUGGAAAAAGAUAGCAUUCAGCAGAGCUUUAGCAACGAAGCAAAGGCCCAAGCCCUUCAGGCCCAGCAAAGAGAGCAGGAGCUGACACAGAAGAUACAGCAAAUGGAGGCCCAGCAUGACAAAACUGAAAAUGAACAGUAUUCAUUGCUGAUCUCCCAGAAUACAUUUUUGACAAAAUUAAAAGAAGAAUGCUGUAUGUUAGCCAAGAAACUGGAACAAAUCUCUCAAAAAAGCAGAUCUGAAAUCUCUCAGCUCAGUCAAGAAAAAAGGUAUACAUAUGACAAACUGGAAAAGUUACAGAAAAGAAAUGAUGAAUUGGAGCAACAGUGUGUCCAGCAUGGGCGAGUACAUGAGACAAUGAAGCAGAGAAACAAGUGUGUGUCCCUGGCUGCAUGUUUGAUAAGCAAUGUGACUUUCUCCCAGUGGCAUUUAAAUUGAAAGGAUUGAGAUAGAAUAAGGCAGUGACUCAACUGCCCAGACUCCCAAAAUGGGCUCAAGAAAUGCAGCAUCUAGAUGAACAAUGAGUUACCUGUGGUCACCUGUAGGAAACAGGAAGCUAUCCCACCAAUUACAACUUCUGUCAAAGGUACUUUGAGCAAUGAAAAUACAUUUUAAUUUGUCUGCUGCAUAACAAUGCAAAGUCUUUCUUAAAAGGAGAAAUGAAACCUAGAGAAUGUGUUCCUGCGCUCAAGUAGGAGAAAAGGGCACAGAGACUAGAAAUCUGAAUGUCUUCAAACUGUUAUCAUUGCUGUGGACUUGUGGCUCAGGCAAACGAUUUUUACUAUCUUAAACAAGGUCACCUGAAAAUCAUUUGAAGACUGUUACCGACUUCCUUCAUAAAUAACUAUUUUCUACAAGGAUAAGAUGUGACCCAGAAAUUUCAGAUAAAGUACUAUUUCAUUUUUGUGAAUCCUUUGUAUUUGUACUUCAAAUUUUAUUCUUGUCUCAUAUACAUAGGUUUAAAACACUUUUUUUUCCAGAGCUCAUUUCAUGCUGAACAUGUUAAGUGUUAGGAUAUCCUUUCUUUGUCUUCUGAGUUUAGGAUCUGUGUGUGUUGGGGGGGAUCGUCUGUAGAAAACAUAAUUUUGAUUGUUAUCUACCAAUUGGGAGAAAUUACCACUUUAAUCCCUUUUACCUUCCAAGUGUACAUGGUCCCAAAUUUGUCAGCCUUAGAAUUUCUUGAAACAAUGCAAUUAAACUGUAACAUAUUUCCUAACAUUCUUAAUUAAGACAGUGACUGAAAAAUGUAGAUUAACAGAAGUUACUGUUUUUAUCAACAUAUUUUCUCUCUCUUUCCCGCCACCAUCACAUCCCCUCCCCCUCCCCCUUUUGCUUUAAAUGUCUGAUGUCAGUUUCAUCCACAUGUACAUUAUGCACAUGGCACUGAAGAAACAAAGUAAAAAAUUCUCUUUUAAUUCUGAGCUGCAUGCCCAGCGCCACAUGCACUGUCUGUUACAUGUCGCUUCUUAUGAGGUUCAUGCUGGGAGUUUCUUUUUAAAGGCAAAGUGUUUCUGAAGGAAAGAGUUCAGGUUGGGCAGAUUGUGUUAGAAAAAUCUCACUGUCUCUGAGUGGAAUUAAUAUACUGAUUAUUCUAUGCAGGCUCAAACUGGCAGCGUGUGCAAAAGUUCAAGAGUGUCUGGGAAUUGAAAUAUGGAGGAGAAAUCGGGAGAGUGAGCAGAGACAAAGCGUUGGAAGUGGGGCUUAGAAGUGAAACUAAUAAUGGUAACUUUGUAAAGAGGGGGAGGGAAUUCAAGUACUGAGUGAGGAAAGGGGGAAAUAUUUUUAUGGAAUCAGGAAGUCCUGUUUUCCAUGCCACCUUUUAGGAUUGAUCUUAAAUCAGAUUGGUUAUGGAAGCGGGGGAGACCAGCACCUUUUUAUGUUCACUUCCUAGAGUUCAUAAGAUCCUUGCCAGUUCCAAUUAAAUCACAUAAGAAGCUUAAUCACUAACAUAGACAUUAAAACGGGUGGCAAUAUUUCUUUGGCCUAUUAGCCAAGGUUUUUUUAUACUGUUUAAUUAAAAUCUGAGUCCUCCAUGAUCAUCAACAAACAAUGAUUCAUUUAUUUGUUUACCUAUAAGAAAUAAAAGGUAAGAAAAGCAAACACAAUCAGGCAGCACCUUUCCCAUCGCAGGGAAAUCAACCUUUUUUCUCACUGCUUCUCUGGAGGGAAAGAACUUGGGACGUGAGCACGGAGUUAAUGAAGCUUUCACCCAUCUCCUCUCCACCGCCUUCGCGGUUUAAUCCCUCCUUCUGCCAAAGUCCAGAGGGCCCGCGCGC
Microcebus murinus (gray mouse lemur) is the source of this 4272-nucleotide messenger RNA. The record is from RefSeq and is a predicted model, not a curated record. Lineage: Eukaryota; Metazoa; Chordata; Mammalia; Primates; Cheirogaleidae.